AUGGUAUUUUCUUUAAAACGAACAUUGGGAGAAACAUUAUUUAUUAUAUACGGCAUUGUGCUGAUUAUUCUUAUCCUUCUAUCAGCAUUUACAUUUUUUCUUUUAAAUCUGUGUUUGGCAACAUUUAUGAUUUGGUUUAUAAUAACCACACUCGCAUGGGCAUUAGCGAUAAUUCCUAUUUUAAAAUUUAUAUUCUUACCUUGGUAUCGUAAAAAAUGUCGUUCAUGGACAAUCAAUGAGCGACAAAGUCGUUUAAGUGUUGCUUUUUUUCAUCCUUACUGUAAUGAUGGAGGUGGUGGUGAACGAGUUUUAUGGACUGCUAUUGAAUCGAUUCUUAAAAAAUAUAAAAAUGAUAUUCAAAUAAUUAUUUAUACAGGUGAUACAGAUGCAACACCGGAGAAAAUUCUCGAUCGUGUUAAAGAACGCUUUGAUAUGAAUAUAAAAAGUUAUGAAUCGUCAAUAACAUUUGUUUACCUUCGAACUCGUUUUUUUGUCGAAGCAAAAUAUUAUAAAAUGUUUACGUUAUUAGGACAAAGUGUUGGUUCAAUGAUUUUAGGUUUAGAAGCAUUAAUACGUUUUAUACCUGAUAUUUAUAUUGAUUCAAUGGGUUAUUCAUUUACAUAUCCAAUAUUUUAUUAUUUAGCAUCGAUACCAAUUUUUGCCUAUGUACAUUAUCCAACAAUAAGUACAGAUAUGCUUGAACAAGUGAAAGAACGUCGACCAACUUACAAUAAUCGUCGGUUAAUAGCUAAUAGUUCAAAUGUUAGUCAAAUAAAAUUAAUCUAUUAUCGAAUAUUUGCAUAUCUUUAUGGUUGGUGUGGUCGAUGUGCUCAAAUGGCAUAUUGUAAUUCAACAUGGACACAAGGACAUGUUCAACAUAUAUGGAAAUUACCAUUGAAUUCAAUUCAUCUUGUUUAUCCACCGUGUGAUGUUAAAAAAUUUUUAUUAAUGCCAUUAGUUAAUGAUGACGAACAAAUAAUGAAAACAAUUGUAUCUAUUGGACAAUUUCGACCAGAAAAGGAUCAUGAAUUACAAAUUCGAUCUUUUCAUGAACUUUUACAAAGACUACCUGAACAUCGUCAAAAAUUACGAUUAGUAUUGAUUGGCAGUGCAAGACAUGAAGAUGAUAAACAACGUGUUGAAAAAUUGCGAACACUUGUUGAGAAUUUAAAUAUGAAUGAAGAAGUCGAAUUUAAACUAAAUAUUAAUUUUUCGGAACUUAAAAAUCAUCUAAAUAAAGCAAUGAUUGGAUUACAUACAAUGUGGAAUGAACAUUUUGGAAUAGGUAUUGUAGAAAUGAUGGCUGCUGGUACUAUUGUUCUUGCACAUAAAUCUGGUGGUCCAAAAAUGGAUAUUAUUGAUGAAGGUCAAACUGGUUUUCUUGCUUCUGAUAUUGAUUCGUAUGCAACUGCGAUGCGUCUAAUAUUAGAAAUGACAAUUGAAGAGAGAAAAAAAAUACGUGAACGUGCACGUGAAAGUGUUGAUCGAUUUAGUACAAUGAGUUUUGAAAAAAAAUUUAUGGAACCACUUAAUAAAAUUUUAUCGAAGUGA
Messenger RNA from Rotaria socialis, 1551 nucleotides. Lineage: Eukaryota; Metazoa; Rotifera; Eurotatoria; Philodinida; Philodinidae. The record is from the annotation of a GenBank genome assembly.